Branchiostoma floridae (Florida lancelet) is the source of this 3878-nucleotide messenger RNA. Its product is annotated as testis-expressed protein 11-like. Gene Ontology annotation, molecular function: protein binding. Gene Ontology annotation, biological process: synaptonemal complex assembly; male meiosis chromosome segregation; reciprocal meiotic recombination. The coding region runs from base 259 to 3036 and encodes 925 amino acids. Gene Ontology annotation, cellular component: central element. The transcript is spliced from 32 exons. Lineage: Eukaryota; Metazoa; Chordata; Leptocardii; Amphioxiformes; Branchiostomatidae. The record is from RefSeq and is a predicted model, not a curated record.
GGGCGGUCUGCUGUGGGAAAGUGUCGUCUGACCUGCAAGUGUCGUCUGAUUUACAUCAUCUUUCGACUUUUCCCCCCUCAAGUUUUAACCUAUUUUUCUCUCAACAAAUGUUCUGCGCAGAGGAAUACCUCCUGAUUAUGACGCUGGACGCAAUCAUGGUGAAAUUUGAGGUACAUGACAGCUAUGUAUUUUUCUCACUGAGUGUGGUUGAGUGGGCAGCAGUAUAAGAUAAGCUGAGGAAAGUGCAAGUUUGUCGCCAUGAAGGAUUCGGAAUCAGAGGUCUCGACGACUGUGGCACAGAUACAAGCCAUGAUAAAGGCUUUAGAAAAGGACAAAGAUGAAGACAAGGUAGCACAACGGGCAGAGACGUUGUCAGAGCUGUUGGACAAGGUGUCUGGGCUACAUGGUGACAGUGACAAGAACAGGACUAGUUCAGGAGAGCUACAAAAUUGUGCAGUCAACCUAUGGAAUAUUGCGGUGGCAAAGAGAGCAGGGGGUCACCUCAGCACAGGCUUGAACGCAAGACUGCGACAUCUUGCUUGUCAACUUGCCUUCAAAGUAAGUCCUUUGGAAGGAUCUGAGGUGGUCCUAAAGAGAAGGGUGAUGAUGGCCAGUAAAACUGGACGAGCAUGGUUGGACGGUGGCAACCCUUCCAUGGCAGACAAUUCCCUGUCUUUGGCAUCAGAGUGUCUUGAAAAGUUGACAAAGAGUGUGCUGUCAGCAGCAGCAGAAGGGAAACUGUCAGAGGAUGACAAGGAGAGACAGAAGACAGAGAUUGAGAAGGACAUGUUUAAAGUCUUCUGCUACCAGGCUGAAUCAGCUGUGGCUCAAGAACAGCAUGAUGUGGCCAUGAGACUUGCCCAAAGAUGUAAAGAGAUGCUGGCCAGGUUGCCAAAAGAAACAACAUUCCUUGCAAUGCUUUGUUACAACUUUGGUGUGGAAACGUAUCAGAAACAGAAAUAUGAGGAGGCUGUUGCAUGGCUCAGGGAGAGCUUUGAACUUGGGAAAGGUACUGGACAGCCAGCAACAUCAAGCAAAAGCCAGGCAAGGACUUUGAGACUUCUUGCUAGUGCCUAUUUGGAAUGGGACAGCAAGCAGCACUGGCAGAAAGCACUGAAUGCAGUAGGUCUGGCCAACUCGGAACAUUCCCAUCCUGCUGGUCUACACCUUAAGGUUCACAUCCUCCUCGUAUCAGAUACUGUGGAGGACAACAGGCUUGUGUCAGCUGUAACAGACUGCCUCCAUCAUCCAGAACUCACUGUGGAACUAGCACUCAACACAAUCAAACUGCUUAUAGAACAUAAAAGAGCACAGCUGGCACUAGAUGGGGUAAAACAGCUGACCCAGCAGUUCCAGGCCUCCCCAGAACUGGGGAAAGUUUACCUACUCCACCUAAGGAUUCUACUGGACAACAGACAGAUGCAGGCAGCAAAGGCCCUUGUAGAGGACUGCAUUACUGGUCACAAUACCACACAGCCACUAGAUACAACUACCAGGAAGCGUUUCCACCUCCUUUUAUGGGAACAGGCUGCCCAAGCAUAUGAGGCAAACGAAUAUGAAGAGGCACUCAGAUGGUACGACUACUCAAGGAACUUGUUCUCUUCCAAUGAUAGACACGAUAACAACAUGGCCAAAUUAGAGAGGAACAGGAGUGCAUGCUACUUACAUCUCAAGCAGUAUGAUAAGGCAUUAGAGGCAGCAAGGCAGGCUGAGACAUGUGACCCCACCAGCGCCCACACCCAGUAUGCACUCUUCAAGAUUGGUCUUUUACAAGGAAAUAGUGAUGCUGCCAUUGAGGCAAUAGAGAAAAUGGGCACUGUGGAUGAGAAGGGAGAGGAAAACAGCACUAUUGAAGGGCUAGUCUGCCUGGCAGCACAGCUGGCUUUUGAGGAAAGUAACAGGGAUGUGGCAAUAAGAGCGUUAGAGAGACUGGUGCAACAUUCUCACAACAUUCAACAAGUUCUUACUGCUAUCAGAUGUUUAACAAGGCUUCGUCUGACCUUCUCUGCAACAUCUGAAGGGCAAAGAAGCAGUAAUGACAUAAUCCUGUCUUACCUUGAAACAGCUCAUAACAAACUCCAAGAAUUGAAGAAGACCAAAGAGGAUGGCAUUGUCAACGAAGCAACGUGGUUCAUGAAAAUAGCGUGGAACCUUGGGCUAAAGUGUGGAGAGGACACCAACAUGAUGCACCAGUUCUUCAAUAUGUGUUUCAAGUUUUCUUCCCUGUGUCCGAUGGACAUGGCCAACCUGGUGAGAAAGAAGACUUGUGCCCUGAUGGCAGCUGCAGCCUGUCUACAGUCAGCCAGAAAUGUCUCAGACCCAGGUGAAAAGAUGGAGAUGUUAAAGACAGUCAUCCUUCAUGUUGAUGCAUGUCGAGAGACUUGUAGGGAAAUAUGCAACAGCAAGAUAACAGACACAGACUGUUCUGGUGACAGCACACCCAUCCUGCUGUGCCUGUAUGAGUUUGAGGCUAAGGCAAAGCUGGGAGAGCCUGACCUGACUCAGCUGGUGGACAGGGUGAUGGCCAUGCCUCAGGCUGAUGCCAAGACUCUAGAGACCAUGGCAGCACUGGCCCAAGAAGCGCCUGCAGCCCAGCCCACUAUCAGUGUAAAGGCUCUGAAAGAAGCCAUCAAAAGACACUUGCAGGCACCCAACACAGACUUCACUAGAUGCAGUAAAGCAUUCCACAGUUUGAUCCAGCUUGUCCUGAACAAAGGGUCCAGUUCAGACCCCAGCAGCAAAGAGGAAGCCUGGGGAUAUUACACAGAAGCUAUGGAUGUCAUAGACAACAAGUCACAGGGCUGUUAUCCUGAGAUGGAGGUUCUGUGGUUAAUGACCAAAGCUUGGAAUUGUGGCAUCCAUUUACUCAGUGCUGGUCACUAUGUGGAUGCUGAACACUGGUGUGGGAUGAGCAUGAAGUUGCUUAAGCACCUCACAAGUCUAAGGACACACUAUGACACCCAGAUGACUGCAGUCUAUGGGGAAGUCCUAGCCAAGAUUGAAGCGCAGAAAGUACGUUCCAACAAAGAAGAGUGACCUAGCUUUGACAAUUCUAUUUUAAUGAAAGGCAAAUCAUCAUUCUGCUUAAUACAUACAUUAAUUGAUGCAGUACAAUCAUUUUGACAUACUGUAAACAAUAUUGUACUGCUUUAAUAUACAUAUCAUGGUUCAAGGGAACCAGUUUUGUUUGAUAUUAUAGAAAUUGUUUGAUCUUCAACUUUUUAUUGAUAUGAAUUGUAAUGUUUUUGCAAGUUAACAUUUCAUUUGUAAUACAUGGUGCUUUCUUCAAAGUGCUUGAAACUCAUGCAAUAGACAUUACAGAUUGUUGCAGCCUGUGAUACAUUUUGUUCAUUGUUGCAGUUUUCUCCAUGCUGUGAAAUACAAGUGUUGAAAGUUUUAUGCUUAACAUGGAAUUGUUGAGAUUAUAUAAAUGCAAAUAUUUAUUCCUGUUUCCAUUAGUUCAAGUAAUCAUAAUUGCUUUAUUGUUCACAAUAUGUUGCAAAAACCUUUACUAAUGUCUUCAAGGAUGUUAUAUAUGUAUCAAGUAUGUCAGUGUAGAUUUUAUAAGAUGCCUCUUUCUGCAUUCCAUCAUGCUAAUAUUGCUGAGCAGAAUUAGCCAAAGAAUAUUUAAAUCUAAAGUAAUAAAUAAGAUGUCAUUGGCAAUAGUUGUGCUUAGUCAUCAUUUAUCAAAGACACUUGUUACAUAUGAAAAUGAAAGUGGUGCAUAACUAAGAAUGUGUGCAUACACGUAUUCCACAUACAAAUGUACUAGUAUAUAUUAUAUUAUAUGAAAUGUAUUUACAGUGGUUUGCGGGAACUAUGCAACAUCCUAGGAAGGUUAACAUUAUUUUACAUUUACAACAUGUCAACUUUAUUGC